UUGAAAUAUUUCAAGCGCAUGCUGCAAAACAAUCCAAAACAGAUUAUAAAAUUGUAACGAGGUACAUCAUGUCUACAGAAAAGGACAAACCUUUCCGACUGCCUCCACCAAAAUUUAGUGAUGAGACCAAGAAAUCUUUGGAUAAUUUCACAAAGUUGCGGAACCCGCACUUCUCAACACCUUCGGGCAUGUUACUGCCUCGCGAGAAGCAACCUCCGCCGAUGUAUGGUCCGCGGGGUUCAACGGUUCCACCGCGUUUCUUAGCACAACAGCAGCAAAAACGUUACCGCCAUAGUACCGAUCGCGGAAGAUAUCAACAUCGUUUUUUGAAAGAUCCUCAGCAAGGAAAUCGAAAUCAGUACUUCGAUAGUGAGGUGAUCCCUGAGCUACUGGAAAUUAACUGGUCACUGUGGUGCGAAGGAUGUGAUGUAAAUUGCAAAACGGAUGAAGAGCUUCGGAAGCACUGUGAGGGUCAUCGGGAAUGUGCUGUCGCAGGGUGUAGGUAUGUGGGUCACCCAAAGGUUAUGAAGCGUCACUGGAGACUAGCACAUGACGAAGAAAAGCUACGCGAAAAAGCUUACAUGCAAACCAAACAAAGUCCAGAAGAAAUAUCGGAUUGGCGCGAGGAGAGAAAAAAACGUUUUCCCACUAAAGCAAACAUAGAACUUCGACAGAGGGCACAAGAAGAAAGAUUCAAAAGAGGAGAAAGAAUAGAAGAGAAUAAAAACAGAUUCCCCGAAAGAAGUCCAGCAGAAAGGAAUCGUUCACAAUUUUCUACAAGGAGAGGUCGGGGACGAUUUGAACCAAGAAGUAGACGACCUCGAGUUCCUGAUAAAGAGUCUGAAGCAAUUCAAGAUUCCGACGAUGAGGAAAAUGUCUCACGAGUUGCUUUUAAAGGAACGUCAAAGUUAAAAAAUUACAAGGAAAAACCAAAAAACGCACUUUCGUUACUUGGUCAAUAUGGUAGCGAUAGUGAGUGUGAGUCGGAUACCGAUUCUAAAUGCAGUGCAAAUUCGCUCGAAUCGGAAGGAUCGUCUAUAAUAGUAGAGAACACAGUGGAAUCGACCGAAGAAGUACCAAUAAUUCAUAAUCCAGAAAGUAUUCCACUAAACGACGAAUCAGAUACAAUAUCGGAAGGCGAAAUUGUAACCAAAAUACCAGAUAACACAGCGGAAUCAAUCGAAAAAAUACCAGUAAUUCAUAAUCCGGAAAGUAUUCCCAUAAACGACGAAACAGAUACACUAUCAGAAGGUGAAAUUGUGUCGAGUACAUCAGAAGAUGACGAGGAAAAGGUAGAUAUCAGUGAUCAACCAUCGACAAUAAUUGAAAAAGAACCGGAUAAUCCAGAACAGACUGGAUCAAAAAGUAGACAUCGUUCGCGAAGGCGUCGCAACGGGAAAUCCUCUGAGGUGCAAGGCGAUGGUCCCACCACUUCCAAAGUAGCACGUGUGGAGCAACAACCGAUACUGAAUUAUCAAAAAUUUCGACGCAUUCGUCAAAACACAAUGCUUGAAAAACUUCUAGAGCCGGACAUCCGUCAUGAGCGCAAUGUAUUACUACAAUGUGUGCGAUUUGUCGUGGAAAACAAUUUUUUUGGAAUAGGGCAACCGAAACUUAAUGAAAAUAAUCGAUGA
Messenger RNA from Malaya genurostris, 1634 nucleotides. It is a transcript of the gene Nufip, whose product is annotated as FMR1-interacting protein NUFIP1. Gene Ontology annotation, cellular component: nucleus. Gene Ontology annotation, biological process: box C/D snoRNP assembly. The record is from RefSeq and is a predicted model, not a curated record. Bases 69 to 1634 code for a protein of 521 amino acids. NCBI's taxonomy places the organism in Eukaryota, Metazoa, Arthropoda, Insecta, Diptera, Culicidae. The transcript has 2 exons. Gene Ontology annotation, molecular function: RNA binding.